ACACCUUAAAACGUACUGGUAACGUCACAACCGUACCGGGUGGUAACGAGGACCCUACAAACCAGAACAUAUAGGAUGUGUAAUAUUGCGCUUAUAUAAGAAUCUGGGAGCAGCAUUUCAUCAUGGGGAAGCGGUAUUAUUGUGACUAUUGCGACAGGUCCUUUCAGGACAACAUGCACAAUAGAAAAAAACACUUGAAUGGAGUUCAGCACCACAGAUCAAAAAAAGCGUGGUUCGACCAUUUCAGAGACACUGCAGCCCUUCUGUAUGAUGAACAAGCUAAGAAGCCUUGCCGGAAGUUUCUCCAGACAGGGAACUGUGGCUUUGGCCCCAGCUGCCGGUUCUCUCACAUGUCAGAGAGGGAUAUGGAGAACCUGAAAAGACACAUCGAAGAGGAAAGACAUCACAGGGAAUCCCCCGGAGACAGAUCGCUCCCUGAGCGCAGCGUAGAGGACUGGCUCACCAGGAGGGAGAAGAAGAGAGCUGCCCUGAGCAGCGGAGGGGUUUUGAAAGAGGAGGAGGAGGAGGACCACGAAGAGGGUCAAGCUGCGGAUGACAUCCCCACACAGUUUCUCUCCAUCCCUGACCUGCCUCCUUCCCUCCACCCCCCUCCCCGUGGUGGGUGGAAAGUCCAUCUGAACAGUGAGUGGGGUUAAUGACGGGUCAUUGUCUGGGCCUUACUGUCCCGAGGCAGUAUGUCAUCCACAUUAGAACUCAAGUUGCCAGUCACUGGAGUCUGCAAACUUUUACGUGGAUUGGGAACAUCUCUUUGUGUUGUUUAAUGUUGAUCAUUUUGUAAUAAAUUUACGUUUUUUUACUCA
Hypomesus transpacificus is the source of this 821-nucleotide messenger RNA. It is a transcript of the gene zmat5, whose product is annotated as zinc finger, matrin-type 5. The transcript has 6 exons. The record is from RefSeq and is a predicted model, not a curated record. NCBI's taxonomy places the organism in Eukaryota, Metazoa, Chordata, Actinopteri, Osmeriformes, Osmeridae. Gene Ontology annotation, molecular function: zinc ion binding. Gene Ontology annotation, cellular component: U12-type spliceosomal complex. The coding region runs from base 123 to 656 and encodes 177 amino acids.